AUGAGAUCCCCCACCAGCUUUUGUCGCAAAACGACCUUGACCAAGCAUCAAAACAAGACACACCCGUCCGGAACCAUAACUCGACCGCCAUCGGAGGAUACGAUCUCGGAGCAUUCCUACCAGACGCCCAUCAGCACGUCCGGCCCGAACGAUCACUAUCUUCUUACCCAGCAACCUUACUAUCCCCAUUCGUCCACACCCACGCAUGACUUCUACCACCAUCAAAAUGUACCGAUGACGCCGGUUGCCAUGCAAGAGGGGCCACCAAUUGUCGCCCAUAGCGUGCCAGUCUCGUCGCCGGUAGAGAUGCAGCAUGCGCAGCAACAGUACAUGCGGCAGCUCAUGCAACAACGAUACGCACAGGGUCGUCCUGGGUACGUACCGCCAGAAUUCCAACAACACUUUGCGGGCGUACCGGCGGUGGAGAGCCAACCGCUCGUGGUCACAUAUCCUCCGAAUAUCCAAUUCAAGCAGGAAGAAACGCGGCUACUGGAUCAACCCGAAGGAACUGACUGGGGCUUUCUAGGGGUCGGCUGA
This is a messenger RNA of Aspergillus melleus, 537 nucleotides long. Its product is annotated as putative C2H2 finger domain protein. The coding region runs from base 1 to 537 and encodes 178 amino acids. Lineage: Eukaryota; Fungi; Ascomycota; Eurotiomycetes; Eurotiales; Aspergillaceae. The transcript has a single exon. The record is from RefSeq and is a predicted model, not a curated record.